This is a messenger RNA of Perca fluviatilis (European perch), 1296 nucleotides long. Its product is annotated as transmembrane protein 26. Lineage: Eukaryota; Metazoa; Chordata; Actinopteri; Perciformes; Percidae. The record is from RefSeq and is a predicted model, not a curated record. The transcript is spliced from 3 exons. Bases 229 to 1296 code for a protein of 355 amino acids.
GAUUGAGUUUGUUGCGGUAAAACUAUGUUAGGUUCAAAACAACAUAAAGGCCUUUAUUGUUGCAACCUUUGGGACAUAGUUAACAAAAAUGAUGUUGUGCCAAAAUGCUGAAUAAGCCUCAACUGUCAUCAAUCUUGCAAGAAUGAUCUGUUAAAAAGCAAAUAUGGCACACAAAUAGGAUUUUUCCCCAAUAAAGCUAUCUUCUGUACAGGGUUUCUGAGGUGCAAGAUGUGUCGUCUCCUGAACGUCCUGCUGGCUUUGCUGAGUCGCUUCCUGUUUGCGGUCCACGGGGUGGUGACAGUGUGGCGUGUGGUGGCCGUUAAAGAGGAGCCACUCUAUUGGUUGCUGCUAACGGGCGUUGCUCUGCUGGGAGUGGAAAUGGCUGUCACUCUGAAGUGCACCCAAAACGCAGAGUGGAAAUGGUUCUCCCCCAUGGUUUUCCUCUACCUCAGUACUGUCAUCCCGUCCAUUUGGUUCCUGGAGCUGAGCCUGCUGCAGUCCAAGCUGCCUGUCAACAAUUCCUCAGGCCCCGAGCUUCAAUUGCUGGCUCGCAUCCCGAUCACAGCGGCCAUCGUGGAGCUGGACCCAGAGAACUGGGUGGCUGGCCUGGAGCAGACCAUGCUCAUAGUGCUGGUUCUGGGUCGCUGGCUGAUGCCCAAGGGGGACAUGUCUCGCGACCAGCUCUCCCAACUCCUCAUGGUCUACGUGGGACUGGGCGCCGACAUCCUGGACAUCUUCGACACCUUCAAGGAACCCGAGGUCAAAACCAACCGAGCGGUUGUCAUCAUGGGCCUGGGCCUCUUCUCUUGGGCGCUAAUGCAGUUUCCUCUGGUGCUCACCCAGACACAACCCCCAAAGGGUGAGCCUCCACAGAGAAGUGUGGCUGGUCUCUCCUGCGGCCCAGGUGCUCCUUCGUCGUUCGCCUCCUGCUGCUCCAGUGAAGUGUGGAGCUUGCUGCUCACGGUGGGACUCCAGGAUGGUCCGUUUCUGCUUUACCGCCUCUACCUCAUGGUCCAAGAGCAGGUACUCAACCAGCUGAUGAUCUUCUUCACCUGCAAGAACAUCCUUAUCGUCCUGUUGGAGCUUUACAGAAUCUUUGUGGUGCAGUGUCAACAGCCAGUUGGGGAAUCGAGGUUGGAGAGGUGUGAUGCUUUGGUGCUUCAGUGUCGGACCCAGAGGGGUGGAAAAGAGGAGGAGGAGGAGGAGGAGGAAGCACGUGGAGAGAACCAAAGCUGUCAUACAGAAACAGAGAGAGGCACAGACAGGGAGAAAGAUAAAAGAAGUGUCCAGGUAUAA